This is a messenger RNA of Pseudocercospora fijiensis CIRAD86, 1266 nucleotides long. RefSeq lists its product as uncharacterized. Gene Ontology annotation, cellular component: nucleus; nuclear origin of replication recognition complex. Lineage: Eukaryota; Fungi; Ascomycota; Dothideomycetes; Mycosphaerellales; Mycosphaerellaceae. Gene Ontology annotation, molecular function: DNA replication origin binding. The record is from RefSeq and is a predicted model, not a curated record. The transcript is spliced from 3 exons. The coding region runs from base 1 to 1266 and encodes 421 amino acids. Gene Ontology annotation, biological process: DNA replication; DNA replication initiation.
AUGCUCCCAGAUGCGCUACAGCUAUCACUCAUAGAGCAGUGGCAGUGCAGAGAUGUUCAAAUCAAGCAGUUGGCAGCUCUCCUCUCGCACUCACGACCCUCUCCUUCGUCACUAGUGAUCUAUGGCCCGAGAGCAACAGGCAAGAGCAGCGUCACUAGGUCAUACUUGGAGCAGAGCAAACUUCCACACGCCAUCAUACCAUGUCGCGAGUGCGUGACCGGCAGACACCUACUUGAGCGCACCGUCGCGGCUGUAGACGAGGCAUUGCGAUUGCACGGAUCCAAUGGAGAUGCGCCGGCAUACAAUGCACGAUGCGAGAACAUCAGCGUCUUGUCAGUGCACCUGCAAAAGCUCACGACCGAGCAGAAUAAAUUUGUUCUUGUCUUUGAUGGCAUAGACAAGCAGAGAGAUGCGCCGCCAACACUAUUGGCAGCAUUAGGCAGGCUGGGAGAAACCCUUCCUCAGUUGACCGUGGUGAUGAUCGUGCGUCAUCCACCACCUCGAUUCUUACAUCAGGCUGGUGUGCCUCACCUGCACUUCGCAACUUAUUCACGAAAUCAGACCGUGCAUAUCGUAGCUCGGAAUCCACUAGAUAUAUUCCUGGACGCUCCGCCGGCUGAGCUUGAUUACGAUGACGAGACACACGAGGAAGACAAGGCCUGGUUGUGGCCGCGGUUCUGCGCGGCUGUCUGGGAUGCCUUAGGUCACAACGCAGCUCGAGAUCUGGUCGCUUUUCGUGCGACUUGCCAUAAACUGUGGAGGCCAUUUGUAGCGCCGGUUAUUAAGGGUGACUUUGGCACACGAGACUUCACCAGAUUAUUAGUGGCACAGCGGAGGUUGUUUCAAGACGAGAGCGUGUUGCUCGACUCGAUUAUCCAGAAUUCGGUGGCAGCGACGACCGUUUCGAGAAGCAAGACCCAUGAGCUUCCAUACUACGCCAAAUGGCUGCUUGUAGCAGCGUACCUAGCCUCCUUCAAUCCUGCAAGGUUCGAUGCUUUAUACUUCAUGAAGUCAACAGAACGGAAGCGACGAAAGAAGGGCGGUGGAACAGCACGCUCCGGCGGACGACCAAGCCAAAUUCGCAAGGUCCCUCGCCACCUGCUUGCGGCAUCUGCGUUCACUGCUGAUCGGCUCCUGGCGAUACUUCAUGCAAUACUGCCAGCCGAUAUACGAACCACAAUAGACAUCCCAUUUGUGACCGCCGAUAUGACUGAUCAAGCCUACCCUCGCAGAGGGAGUACGUGCUUUCUCAUCGCCGUCGCGUAG